GGCGCCUGGAAACAGAAUGCCGAAUGGGCCAAGACCAACUAUGGGUCAACGUCAACCUCUAACACGUCAAAGGGCUCCUAUGAUGAGACCAAGAAGUGGAGUAGGCAUGACUGCAUUGAGAACAGUCAGGCCGAGAAUGCCGAACGCUCCCAAUGGUAUUCGCCAGCAACCAUCUCCAGUGAAACGAACCCCAGAACAAAUGCAGCAACUGCAAGCUAAAAAGAAGCGGUUUGAUAUGCUGACUCCUGAUAAAGAUGACGACGACUGUCAGGUGAUUUGUAUGCAGCCAAAGAAUACUGAUGGAGGUCUGCCACAGAUAGAAAGUGUACAGGUAUGUCAACAUAUUCUACUAUCAAUAAGAAUGGUAAUCUGUAACCGAACCUGAAGGUGUUUUUUAUCC
Molecule: messenger RNA, 400 nt
Organism: Leptinotarsa decemlineata (Colorado potato beetle)
Lineage: Eukaryota; Metazoa; Arthropoda; Insecta; Coleoptera; Chrysomelidae
Source: RefSeq, a predicted model, not a curated record